Molecule: messenger RNA, 3392 nt
Organism: Hippocampus zosterae (dwarf seahorse)
Lineage: Eukaryota; Metazoa; Chordata; Actinopteri; Syngnathiformes; Syngnathidae
Gene: rilp
Product: Rab interacting lysosomal protein
Exons: 8
Coding region: 243-1493 (416 amino acids)
Biological process (GO): cilium assembly
Cellular component (GO): cytoplasm; ciliary basal body
Molecular function (GO): protein dimerization activity
Source: RefSeq, a predicted model, not a curated record
UGGUUAGAACAGUGGGCGGAUCCAACGACGGGUUGACUUCAGCUAGCCAGUUUUAUCAUCAUCAGUUUGGUACACAUAUCACAUGUCCCAUUUCUUUCCUCCUUAAUAUUUACUUAACCACAUGAGCAGGUUGCAUUGAAGUCCACCCUUUUUUUUCUUUUGAAACAAUUAAUAGCUCCAAUGAGCCACCUUUUGGUUUAGUUGUCGCUGAGCAUGACAAACCGGAGCGUUCGACUUCAGACAUGGAGCUACCUGCGUCUCACAGCCAAGCAAAGGGCAGCGGCUGUUUCGACAAGAGCUGCUCGUCUCUCACGGUGGACGACGUCUACGAGAUUGCCAAAGUGAUCGGGAUCGAGCUGGAGAAGCUCAUCGACGGCUACGGCAAGGAGAGCGUGCUGGGCCUGGUGCCAAGGGUGGUGAAAGUGCUGGAGCUUCUGGAGAGCUUCACGGCCAGGAAUCACGCACACAAACACAGGGAAGAAGAGUUGCUGCGGACAUUCGAGAGCUUAAAGCUGCAGCAAAAGAAAUGGGCGGUCAAGGACAACGACGAAGUCAACGAAAAUCACGAAACCAGGCAGGAGCAGCAAGAGCAGCAGCAGAAGGAACAACGAUGGAGGAGCAAGUGUGAGGAACUGCAAGUUCAAAUCCAGCAGCUCCAGGAGAACAACGGGGAGCUGCAGAGCAGGCUAAAAGGCAGCCAUGCGCAGGAUGAUCGCAUCCAGCAGCAGGAGCGAGAAGUGAUGCUGAAGCUGAAGCAGGUGGUGGACAAGCAGAGAGAUGAGCUCAGGUCCAAAGUCCAAGAGAUCACCACCAUCUCCAAGGAGGUGGAGGCGCUCCAGGAGCAGUUGGAACGCUUCAUGAAAAUGAACGCGGAGCUGCGACACAAGCAGAACGUGCUGCAGGCCCAGCUCAAGAGUACGGUGGAGAGAAAGGCCGACAUGGAGGCCGACCUGAAAGAGAAAGACAAAGUGAUCGAGAAGCUGCAAGCGCAGAUGGACAGAAACCACGGCAACAGUCACUCCAGUCCAAGUCAGGUGAAUAGGAAGACAGAGCCUUCAGAUGCCCACCAGAAUCUUGACCAGCCUUGCUUCACCAAGAAGGAGGUGCGGGACAUCAUUUUCGAGCGGAAUGAGCUCAAAACCAACCUCUUCCUGGUGCAAGAAGAGCUGAAUUACUAUCAAAGGGAGAUUCUGAGCGAGGAAAGGUGUCCCGGGUUCCUCUUGGAAGCCGUGCGAGCUGCCAUUCAUAAAAGAAGAAAAGUCAUCAAAGCCAAGAUGCUUGGAAUUCCUCCCCCUGAUAGCAGCAGUGACGAGGAAGAAGACAAAGGCCCUGUGACAGAAGUGGAUGGCACUGAAAAGCCAGCGGAGUCACGCAUCCGAAACCUCUUUGGCUUCCUGACGUGGUCGGGCAGUGGCCGGGGCCCCACCCACAUGAGCAACUCCACGUCCGGCUGGGAGAUCAUCGCAGACUCCGAGGCCAGCGGGGAGCCGUAGCACUAAAUGGCCUCCUGGGGCACUGGCAGACAUGAGAAGCCUGUUGCAAGGUUUUUUUUUAAUGAGCUUUCCUGCAUUAUCGCAAGAAUACUAUGCAACUGUCAAAAGAGACAGACCCUCUCACAUUUUCUUUACCUCAUCAUAUCACAUUUUUUAAUGCAUUUAAUUUUAAGUCAUGAAAAAACUUCUCCAUAGUGGCUAAAGCUCACUUAUCUGGAAAACAGUGAUCACUAACAUAUGUUUAUAUGCAUGCAUCUUUUAUUUCUUUUAGAACCAAAAACUAACCAAUACACAUUUUUUUUCAAUGAGAAGUGCACUGCAAGGGCGGGAGAUAAAAAAUGUAAGGUUGAGCACUUAUACAUUUUGAUAAAUUAUAAAUUGUGGGCAGCGUGGCUUAGUGGUUGUUUCCCAGCCCAGAGGUUGGUAGUUUGAUCCCGGCCAGUGUCGAAGUGUCCUUGAGCAAGAUACUAAACCACCAGUUGCUCCUGAUUCUGUGUCAUCAGCAGGUGAAUGAGGUAAAAGUGUAAAGCGCUUUGAGUACCUGAGAGUACAAUAAUAAUUUAGCCACACUUCAAUUUUGCAACUUUUACUUAAUUCGGGGAAUUUGAACUCAUUUGUGAUGAGGUAUCUUCCGGCAUUUAGCAGCCACUGUAUUUUAACCCCAUGGGCCUUAAACCGCUGCUUGAAUUGCUUAAUGUGCUGUAUGUUUGUAUGUCGUCGGAAGCUAUUCUCGCAAGGAUUUAUUUGGAUUUUGUACAGAAAGUAAAGCAAUGUCAUGAGUCGAGAGAAAAAAAUCAUAUUUUAUGGGUUACCAAACUUUUUUUAAAUGAUGGAGAGAGAAAAAAAACCUAUAUUUAUGUGUAAAAUAUACAUCUAUAUUUGUCAUAACCCUAACUCCCAAUGCCUAACUGCUUUGAGAUGAGGAUGAACAUGGACUUUUGUCCACUCUUUCAGGUCUUAUUUCUACAGUGUUCUGCAACCUUUAUUUGGAUACCAGACAUGCACGCUCAUGGUGUUGGCAAACAGUCCAGUUGAAACACAGUCUAAUGCCCGGGUGUCAAACCCAAGGCCCAGGGGCCAGAUCUGGCCGAGCACUUAAUUUUAUCUGGCCCGCGACAGCAAAUCAAAGAUGUCAACUUUCAUGAUGCUUCCUAAAAUCCCUACCAAAAUGUCAGAUUCACAUUUGUAACAAAUAAAAGUAACACUGUUGUAAACAUUUUCUUGUUACCAAACCCCUCAUGACAGUAACUUCAACAAUAGGUGAAUAAACCAUGAUUCUUGACUUCUUUAUAUGGUUUCAGUCAUAAUGGCCCUCCAAGGGAAACUAACAAAAAUCUGGACCGCGACAAAAAUGAAUUUGACACUCCCGGUGUAAUGCUUCCAAACACAUUCAAUUUCUUGUUUAAUGCUCUUGAAAAAAACAUUGGUACUUGCACAUUGUAUUUAGAGCAGGGGCGGGCAACUCCGGUCCUCAAGUGUCCUCCCUCCUUCAGCACAGCUGAUUCAAAUGAGCAGGAUCUUCUGCACAGCCUGCCGGUGAGCUGAUGUAUUUUAUGCUGGUACCAUGUAUAUAAAUAGAUAUUUGAGAUUACAACAACAACAAAAAGUUCAGGCUCAAGUGACCAUCACUUUUAGUUGUGAAGUGAAUGACAUGCCAGUCACAAGUUCAUCUGCCUCUGUUGCCCACAGCAGUGGUUGGCCAGUGUGCGCAUGUCGGACCACUCAAUCCUUACAUCAUUUUCCUUCCAAUUGCAUUUGUUGUUUGUUUUUUGUAAGGACGCGUUUUAGUUCUGUCAAAAGAAAUCGAAUUUCAUUUGAAUGCAAGUGUGACAAAAAAAAAAGGAUGCGGAUAUUUCUCCGAUACUGACACAUAAUGAUAAUUAAAGUCUAUUUAACACA